CUUUGACGUUUCUUUUUAGGUUAUGUUUUGGAUAACCAAAAUUUUAUAAUUUAAAAUGGAUAAUUCUAGUUCUGAAAGCGAUUUAAUCGAUCAGAUCGAAAACGAUGAGUUUUAUAAAUAUUUUCUAAAAUCUGGCUCGAAGAGCUCUUCUGUAUCGCAAGCGUUGACCAUCUCUGAACAAGUGAAAAAGCUCGGUGAAGGCAUCGAACUAAUAAGUCGUGAAUUGCAAAAGCAAGUUUUAGAAAAACACGACGAUUUAUUAAGACAGGGUAACCAUGCCACAAAGCUUGAGAAUGUUUUGAGUACGAUGAAUGGACACGUUCAGAAUUUAUUUGCUAACGCGGAGAGACUUCGAAAUCAAAUAACAGGACCGUAUAACGCUUUAGAAACACAUACUAAAGUUUUGGGGCGCUUACAUUUAGCUAGCCACAUUUUGAGACAGGUUAAUAGAAUACAGCAACUCAGUAAGAGAUUGUCUAAUACAACUGAUCCAGUCCAAAAAGCAACAAUUUUGCAUGAAUUAGAACAGCUAGCGUCUGAUUCAGAUCUAAAAGACAUUGACGCUGUGACGUCAGAACUAAGAAACAUACGAGCCCAACAGCAGAAGGUGGUUAAAUUAGCAACAGGUUCACUCAGUCAAGGGAUUAUUAAUGAAAAUGUUGGCCAAACUACAACAGCUUUACAGAUUUUUAUCAACCUGGGAAUCAUCAAUAAUACAUUACAAACUACAAUUGAAAAUAGUUUGAGUGAAUGUCGCGAGUGUUUAAAAGCCGCUUUUGACUACAACGCUUUAUCAACUUCUUCUAAAGUAAGCAAAGGUCCAGGUCGCAUAACUCUCACCAGUUCACAGGGCUUCAGAAAUAAAAUUUGGAUUGAAAUAGAAAAAGCAUUUUCUGAAGAGAUUUACCAGAAUUGCAAACAAAUCAAAUUUCUGCAAACCACUGUGAAUAAUUUAAAUGUGCAAAACAUUGACGUUGAUAUCGCCUCAAAAUUUUGGCUCAAGUUAGGCCAAUUAAUCCAACAUGAAAUAAAAAAUUCAUCUUCAGCUGUUCAGCAAAUGUUGGAAGAGGAUUAUCCAAAGUUGCUGAAAUGUUUCUAUGAAAUGCAUGAGAAAUUAAAAUACAAUGAGUUUGUCUUUGAUCGCCAGGUUCUGGACAAAUGCGAAAAUUCGUAUUUAUCUGGUUCACUGAACCGCUUGUUGGAUCCGGCUCAAUCAAUGUUUAAUAACGAAAUUGAAGUCCCGUCUCAUGAUCAAAUAGACUCUUUAAUUAGGAUAAUUACCAGCGAGCUGAGCGUUGCGCUAAUUGAGGACAAUUUGAGCGAAAAGAUAUGCAAAAACGUGUCAAAAUCAAUCAGGAUGUACGCGUUAAAAACGGAGCAGCAGAUAGAAACGGGUCCUGAAGCAGCCCAAGUUAUUGCUGGAAACGCCAACUCUGGUCAACAGAAAAAUGUUCAAUAUGCAAACGCUUUGUAUUAUUUCCAAGUACAAAUACAGAGGAUGUUAUUAAAUAUGAAGGAUAGUCUGCCACAGUCUGGUGGAAAUAUAAUUAAUGAAAGUUUGCAGGUACUUGUAAACUUGGUUGCUGCUAUUCUUCAGCCUAUAGUUGAUUCAAUCAAUUCAACUAUUGAAACAAUCGUAGUUACCAUUCACCUCGAAACAGACUGGGCUAAACUUCAAGUUCCACCAAACAAAAACACAAUCCCUUGCAGCCCUUACAUGCGAGAACUGACCCAAUUCAUCACACGAGUCUAUCACACCUAUCUUUCCAAUUUUAACAACAAAGAAGUAUUAUCAGCCAAAUGCAGUGAUGUAGCCAUCCGUUGUAUUGAACUCUUGGUACGUCAUUCGUCACUCUUGCGCCCACUAUCCCAAGGUGGCCGAGUUCGUUUACAUUCCGACUAUCUGCACCUAGAACACUCGUUAAAAGUAAUUUGUCCGCAUUUGAGUGACUUGGGACGCCCUUAUCGACUUUUGAGGUCAAUGGCGUCUCUAAUAACUCUAACACCGGAAGAAAUAGUCGCCAGUCAAGCUUCCGAAAGCUCGGUACCUCACAGUACAGUUUUAUUGAUGCUGUUUUCGUACGCUGGGAGUGAACUGGCAAGUCCCCACCAAAACACGGCAUGGUCCCUCCCGAAAUUGUCAGUCUGGUUGGAUGAACACCCUUCAGAAGCCGACAGACUAGAUUUAAUAGCAGGGGCCCUACAAAAGUACGAAAAUUUAGUCAGGCAGAAGAAUUCCGUUAAUUACGAUCCUGUGUAUCCUGUGAUGAGCAAGUUUUUGGAAAGUGCAGUGAAGAGUCUUAAAUAAGGUCAUUUUUAGAUGGAGUAUUUCCACUAAGGUUAAGUGCAGUUAUUAAAGAUAAUAAAUUAGUAA
Zophobas morio is the source of this 2374-nucleotide messenger RNA. RefSeq names its product conserved oligomeric Golgi complex subunit 5 (gene fws). The transcript is spliced from 11 exons. Gene Ontology annotation, biological process: intra-Golgi vesicle-mediated transport. NCBI's taxonomy places the organism in Eukaryota, Metazoa, Arthropoda, Insecta, Coleoptera, Tenebrionidae. Bases 56 to 2308 code for a protein of 750 amino acids. The record is from RefSeq and is a predicted model, not a curated record. Gene Ontology annotation, cellular component: COG complex.